Molecule: messenger RNA, 2311 nt
Organism: Mya arenaria
Lineage: Eukaryota; Metazoa; Mollusca; Bivalvia; Myida; Myidae
Product: syntenin-1-like
Exons: 9
Coding region: 120-1016 (298 amino acids)
Cellular component (GO): cytoplasm; plasma membrane
Molecular function (GO): protein binding
Source: RefSeq, a predicted model, not a curated record
CAAAACACAAGAAGAAUCCUAUUUUCUUUACAUAUAAACAACUUCUUGACAAUACACAGCAAAAGAGGAUAUCAUUUACGUACUGUACUAUCAAAUAUUAUUCAGCAAAGCAACAGAAGAUGUCUCUUUAUCCAUCCCUAGAAGAUAUGAAGGUGGACCAGAUGGCUCAGGCUCAGCGGUCAUAUGAGCAGCCACAGGUCACAUACCCAGCCCAAGGGGGAGCCCAGCCUGGCUAUCCCCCAGCACCCCAGCAGGCACCCCGGGGAUCGUCUCCCAGUCUGUACCCAACCCUAGAUGAAUACAUGGGACUCCAACUUACACCACAGUUUGUGCAGCAGAAUCUCCCUGAAUAUAACCAAGUGGCCAUUCCCCAGAACCAGCCCAGCAACAUGAUGGUGGCUCCAGUGAGUGGGAAUGAUGUUGGAAUCCGCAGGGCUGAGAUUAAACAGGGUCUCAGAGAAGUUGUGGCCUGUAAGGAUGCAGAUGGCAAGAUUGGCCUGAGAAUUAGACAUGUCAACAAUGGUCUGUUUGUGGCGUUGGUUCAGAAGGACUCCCCGGCGGCCCUGGCAGGUCUCAGGUUCGGGGACCAAAUCCUGCAGAUCAAUGGCCAGAGUGUGGCGGGCUGGGACACAGACAAGGCACACAAGGUUCUCAAGGCUGCCAGCGGGGACAGGAUUAGCUUUGCUGUUCGGGACAGGCCAUUUGAGCGAACAAUCACCAUGCAGAAGGACAGCAAUGGAUAUAUAGGGUUUGUUUUCAAGGAUGGCAAAAUCAAGUCCCUGGUCAAAGAUUCAUCUGCCGCUCGCAAUGGAGUGCUGACAGAACACAACCUUAUUGAGGUUAAUGGACAGAAUGUCGUCGGAGUAAAGGACUCGGUAACCAGCGAGAUUAUUGAUCGCAGUCCACGGACCGUUACCAUAACUGUCAUGCCUUCUGUCAUCUAUGAACACAUUGUCAAAUGUAUGGGCAACAGUAUUGUGAAGAAACUCAUGGAUCACUCCAUCCCGGACCUGUAAAGUAAACGAGGGGCCACACUUUUUGUACAGAUGUAUGAUGUUGUAGUCGCUCCUUGCGUACACAUCUCUCGACCUGGAUUUUGCCUUUCUUGUAUGAAAGCCAGAGAAUGAGCUAGACCAGACUGUGAUCUGUUUAGACAAUACACCAAUAACUUGCAUUCUCCUUAUAUGCAUAAUUAUGACUCUAUAGUGGACACCAUUCGUGUUAAACUUACAUAAAAAUGAUAUGUCUUGAUUCAUGGUUCUUUAUGUAACCUAAAUGAACUCAUGUGUCAUUAAUAACUUGUCUUAAUAAGAUUUUCAAAAUUUAGUUUUGGUUUCUUAUAUUAUAAAAAUGCAGUUAUUUACAUAUCAUACAGUAAAUGAGAGAAUUUUGCAUUAACUAAUUUUUUUUUAAAAUAGAUGUAUGUACCCUUUAACUUAUUCUUCAAAGAAAAUGAAAGUGGAUGUAAACUUUCUUCUUGCUAUGAUUAUCAAACAAAUCAUAACUUGAAAUGAUUCUGUAACCCAUUAAAAAUGUGGAUGUAUCCUAGUUGUUUCUUUUGCAUGCCUAUAUUGUUAAUGUUGUACAGGUAGUUUUUUUGUGUUAUAUUAUAAUAUUAUGAUUUUAGUACUUUGUGUCUUUGUUUUUAUGUAUUUUAAUAAUUCUCCAUGUAACAUCAAGCCUCAUGUUCAUCAGCUUGGCUUUUCCAGCUUUUUAUUACAAACUCACAAUUUCUCAGUACCAUUGAUAGGUUUGUUUCAAAACCAAAUGAUUGAAUUGAUGACUUUUAUUUGUCAAGCAUUCCAUGUUUGAACGAUUUCUAAGAAUAUUUCGUUGUAGAAGAGACAUAAAAUCCAAAACACCACAGAUUAUUCUACAAUAAUUCUUAUGCUUUGUAAAUGCAAUUGAGAUAUGUAACAUGAAACCAUAGAAUUGCAGUGCUACGCUAACUAAUGCUUAUUGUUAAAAACCUGACUUUUUUGUUUCAUUUAAUUAAUAAAUCACAUUUAUGUGCUGUGGAAGAUAAAAAUUGUUUUCGAUUUAAUGUUUACUCCACUCUAAAUUAAAAAUUUCAAUGUACAAGAUACAAGAUACAAGAAUCUUUAUUUAAAGUUGGGUUUGUCCAAUCUUUGUAUGUUAUCAAUCAAUGUGUUCCGAUUCUACUCAAUGUUUUAUAUGCUAUGAUGAUAAAAAUGUACUGAAAGUUGAGAUUUAAAAUUCUUGAAAUCUGGGUAGCCUUUGUGCAUUUGACUUUUCAUUAGUGAUUGCUGAUGAUUGUUAUGUUAUUAAAUGGUCAUUUACUGAUAAAUCA